Molecule: messenger RNA, 781 nt
Organism: Tripterygium wilfordii
Lineage: Eukaryota; Viridiplantae; Streptophyta; Magnoliopsida; Celastrales; Celastraceae
Product: LOB domain-containing protein 12-like
Exons: 3
Coding region: 88-591 (167 amino acids)
Source: RefSeq, a predicted model, not a curated record
UAGAGCUCAUACUCUCAACAGUACAGUUAGGAAGGAUCAUAUUGGUAUAUAGAGAAACAUUUCUUGUCUUUGCUGGGUUGGUGCGAAAUGGGAGGUUCAUCACCAUGUGCAUCCUGCAAAUUGUUGAGGCGCCGCUGCGCUAAGGACUGCAUCUUUGCCCCUUAUUUUCCUUCUGAUGACCCUAACAAGUUUGCCAUUGUUCAUAAGGUCUUUGGUGCUAGCAAUGUGAGCAAGAUGUUGCAGGAGCUGCCAGUCCAUCAGAGAGCUGAUGCUGUAAGUAGUCUGGUUUAUGAAGCAAAUUCAAGAGUGAGAGACCCAGUUUAUGGCUGUGUUGGUGCCAUAUCAUACCUUCUGAAUCAAGUUUCACAGUUGCAAAUGCAGCUGGCAGUGGCUCAAGCAGAGAUACUUCGCAUUCAGAUGCAGCAGCAGGAUCCUGUCUUACCUUUUAACCUGACAGACUCAGUUGAUGAUCAUAAAUCACCACUCCUAUUACCCAGUAAUAACUUCGAUAGCCUUCCUCAUCAUCAGUACCUCAGCUUUGGCAGCUCUAGCAGUGUAAUCCAAGACCCUCUUAAGAGAGAGUCUCCAUGAGAGAGCGAGAGAGAGCGAGGGGGGUGGAUUUAAAUCCUUAAUUAGUCGGUGGAGAAACAGAAGCUUUGAGCCAAGUUUUCGUGGUCAAGCCUGAAACCAGGGCAUUUGAGAGAUGGGAGUAUAGACUAGGGUUUUUGAAAGCUUCUCCUAAAUUCUUGAUCAAGAAGCUGCAUGUGAUAUGUUGACAUGA